Messenger RNA from Artibeus jamaicensis (Jamaican fruit-eating bat), 3524 nucleotides. It is a transcript of the gene FAM131A, whose product is annotated as family with sequence similarity 131 member A. The record is from RefSeq and is a predicted model, not a curated record. The coding region runs from base 1012 to 2265 and encodes 417 amino acids. NCBI's taxonomy places the organism in Eukaryota, Metazoa, Chordata, Mammalia, Chiroptera, Phyllostomidae. The transcript has 10 exons.
GAGCCGGGAGUCAUUUGGAGGGUUUGGUCUUCAAAGUGGACGGUGGUUGGGUGUCCUGUUGAUUAGGAGGGGGGCAGGGAGACAAAUAACUGUGGGCUACUUAGGUGUUUGGUUUCUCCUAUCAGUGUGAGUGAAACCUGCUUUCAUGGAGGUCCUGGGACAGCCAGGGAAAGUCCCUCACGGAUACAAGGUCUCAUGUAUAAAAUGGGGUAGGAUUUAAAGAGAUCUUUUGCCCCAUACAGUGUUAUUGGCAAACCUGGGCGCACUGAGUGUCUGCCUGUCGCCUUCCCUUCUCCGUUUCUAAUCACUUUAAGUGGUUCUGCAGCUGGGCCUGGGAGAGCACAGGGCAAGCUUUUUCAGUAGUCGGCCUGUGGCCGCCACUGCGUGGCCUUGACGCCCGCUCGGCCCCGCCUGCUUUGGGUGGUGACGCGAUGGCCACGCCCCCGCACUGGCGUCACCGGCCCGGUUCCCUCUCUCGGGAGCGGCGGCGGACGCGGCUCCCACCCCCUCCCCUACCGGGUUCUCCCCUCCCCGGUGGCAGCCGCGGCUCGACCCUCGGUAAGCCGAUGGCCCGGGGCCCGAGCGCAGGCUAGCGUGCCUGAGUGCCUGGCCAUGGGCUGUGUUGGCUCUCGGAGCCCGGCGGUUCAGGCGUCAGAUGGACUCGGGCCUCACUUUGGGCACCUGUGAGCAGCUGAUUACCUCUCACAACUCUUUUAGUUUCCUUCCCCCACUCUCAACAACAAAACAUCACCCUACCCUGUGGAGGGAAACAGGAGCCCAGAGAGAGGCAGGCCAUCGGGUCUUCUUUCCUACAACUGCUGACCCUUGCUUGGGCCUUGGUUCCCAUGGAUGGUGCAUGCUGGGGCCUGGUUUUAGUCCUGUGCAUCUGAGGUUGGCCAGCCUACUUUACUCCAGUGUCAUGGAUUUCUCCAAGCCUAAGGCCAGCAUUUCUGGGGACCACCAGCAGGCUGAGGCUCAGGAAGAGAGACGGCUGCUCCAGCUAAAGCCAGCAUGCCUAUGAUUUCUGUGCUGGGAAAAAUGUUCCUGUGGCAGCGUGAAGGGCCUGGAGGACGAUGGACUUGUCAGACAAGUCGCAGAGUGGCCUCGGACCCCGCGUGGGCUGUGGAGUGGAUCGAACUUCCUCGGGGCCUCUCUCUGUCUUCCUUGGGAUCCGCUAGGACCCUCCGAGGCUGGAGCCGGUCCUCUCGCCCUUCCUCCGUGGACAGCCAGGACUUGCCAGAGGGCCGCAGCUGCGCGGAGUGCUGGCACGGAUGGCGGCGGCCAGGGGGAGUGAGGGGAGGGAGGGAGAGCGAGCCAGGAAACACCCAGCAGGUGCUCCUCCUUCCACACCCGGCAAGAGGCUACUGGCGCCACCCUGGGGGCCCUGUCAACCAGGUGAAUGUUGGAGACACAGUCGCGAUGCUGCCCAAGUCCCGGAGAGCCCUAACUAUCCAGGAGAUUGCUGCACUGGCCAGAUCAUCCCUGCAUGGUAUUUCCCAGGUGGUGAAGGACCACGUGACCAAGCCUACUGCCAUGGCCCAGGGUCGUGUGGCUCACCUCAUUGAAUGGAAGGGCUGGAGCAAGCCAAGUGACUCGCCUGCUGCCUUGGAAUCGGCGUUUUCCUCCUAUUCGGAUCUCAGUGAGGGUGAACAAGAGGCUCGCUUUGCAGCAGGAGUGGCUGAGCAAUUUGCCAUUGCAGAAGCCAAGCUCCGGGCGUGGUCAUCAGUGGAUGGUGAGGACUCUACUGAUGAAUCCUAUGAUGAGGACUUUGUUGGGGGAACUGACUCAGACAUGGCUGGGCAGCUGCCCCUGGGACCCCACCUUCAGGACCUCUUCAGUGGUCACAGAUUUUCUCGGCCUUUGCGCCAGGGCUCUGUGGAGCCCGAGAGCGACUGCUCGCAGACCGUGUCCCCGGACACCCUGUGCUCCAGUCUGUGCAGCCUGGAGGAUGGGCUGCUGGGCUCCCCGGCCCGCCUGGCCUCCCAGCUGCUGGGCGAAGAGCUGCUCCUUGCCAAACUGCCCCCCAGCCGGGAAAGUGCCUUCCGCAGCCUGGGCCCACUGGAGGCCCAGGACUCGCUCUACAACUCGCCCCUCACAGAGUCCCGCCUUUCCGCCGCCGAGGAGGAGCCAGCGCCCUGCGAGGACUGCCAGCCACUCUGCCCACCACCAGUGGGCAGCUGGGAACAGCAGCAGCAAGCCUCUGCCGUGGCUUCUUCUGGGGUGGUGUCCUUAGACGAGGAUGAGGCAGAACCAGAGGAACAGUGACACAAAUCAUGCCCGGUGGUGGCAUGUGUCCCUUGGCUGCUGCUGGGGGCAGAGCCUCCGUGCCCACGUGUGGGCUUGAGGCUUCCAGCAGAGCUCCAAAGCCUAGAGGGCUCCUUGGAGCACUCACUCCUCAUUGUGUGUUUUGCAUGAAAGUGUCUAGAGAGGAGGCAGGGACCAGGCUGGGGGCGCAUGUCCAGCCCCCACUCCUGGGGUUUGCCGGGGGUUGCCCGGGGCCCCUGGGGCAUGGCUACAGCUGUGGCAGAGUGAUGUCAUGUUCUUAAAUCAAAAAAUGCCACAUAUUUCCUCCUCUGAGGGUGUGAACCCCUGAGGGGGCGGUUAUGACUGGGCUGUGUGGGGCAGAGUGGGAGGGAGCCUGGACUCCCCCACUCCUCCCUCUGCCUCUCUCCUCUCUGCUUCUCUCCUCACCUCCAAGUCCACGUGCAGUGCUUGAUAGAAUCACCCCCACCCGGGGAGCCUACAGAUUGAGCCGUCCCCCAGGGCCCUUCUCCCAGCUGGGCUCGUGCUGUGCUUCACCUCUCCAUUGUCUCUAAAUCUUCUUUUUUCUAAAGAAAAAGAGGGGUUUGGUCUGUUCUUUCAGUCGGAUCUUCUCUGGGAGGCAUUGGAAUGAUGAAAGCCUGUACCCUCCACCCUUUUCCUGGCCACCCCAAAUGGGUCUGGGCCCUUUUCCAGUCCCUCGUUAGAUGUGUGGGAAGGGGCCCAGUGGUUCCCAGCCCACCAGGCUGCUGCGUUCAUCCAGUUCUCUUCAGGGUGCAGUUCCUGGAAGAGGGGAUGGCUCUGGUUGCUAAGAGCUGUGACUUCAGUGUUCUUCCAGGGAGGGCCACCAGGGGGCCACCAGGGUGGCCAGACAAUCGUCUGCUGAUGCCUGAGCAGGGCAGGAAUUGUGCCAACCGGUGACAGUCAUGAGGGAGUGCCUCUCCUUGGGGAGGAAAGAGGGUAGUGCCUUUCUUGGCUGAAGGAAGGGCCAAAGCGAGUGCUGGGGGCAGCCAGGGUGCUGACAGCCAAGCAGCGGAGGCCUCCGCAGAUCCUGCAUUCUAUUCUAAGGAAGGCAGGCGUUAUAGUUUUAUGGCCACAGGGUGUGCGGGGCUACGGAUUUCAGGCCUUGUAGGUUUUGGCAGGUAAGAGGGCCCAAUGGAAGAACAUGAGCUGAUGGGCACAGGCAUUCUAUACAUAAGUGGCUCAUUAGAUGUUUAUUUGGUUCUAUUUGAGAAUUUGUUUUAUUAAAUUAAUAUAAAAAUCUU